Molecule: messenger RNA, 932 nt
Organism: Taeniopygia guttata (zebra finch)
Lineage: Eukaryota; Metazoa; Chordata; Aves; Passeriformes; Estrildidae
Gene: FHIT
Product: fragile histidine triad diadenosine triphosphatase
Biological process (GO): intrinsic apoptotic signaling pathway by p53 class mediator; diadenosine triphosphate catabolic process; purine nucleotide metabolic process
Cellular component (GO): plasma membrane; nucleus; cytoplasm
Molecular function (GO): bis(5'-adenosyl)-triphosphatase activity; ubiquitin protein ligase binding
Source: RefSeq, a predicted model, not a curated record
CGCGGAUAGCGCGGCGACCCCGCCUCCCGGCCGUGCGCCGCCACAGGCGGGGCCGCGCAGGCGUGUCACAGCGGGACUGAUUUGGGAAUCUCAUCACUGCUCUCUUCAUUCAGGCCCAGAGCUGCUUCUUCUGCUGCACUUACCCUGAAGAUCAACCCUGAGCAUGCUGAGAUUCGGGCAGCACCUCAUCAAGCCCUCGGUGGUGUUCCUGAGGACGGAGCUGUGCUUUGCCCUGGUGAACCGCAGGCCGGUGGUGCCUGGACAUGUCCUUGUUUGUCCCCUGCGGCCGGUGGAGCGUUUCCGUGACCUGCGUCCCGAGGAAGUGGCUGAUUUGUUCCAUACGGCACAAAGGGUCGGGAACGUGGUGGAGAAACAUUUCUGUGGCACUUCGCUCACCUUUUCCAUCCAGGAUGGCCCUGAAGCUGGACAAACAGUGAAGCAUGUUCAUGUCCAUGUGCUGCCAAGGAGGGCUGGAGACUUCAGCAGGAAUGAUGAUGUCUACGAGGAGUUGCAGCGACACGACAAAGAUGAUUCCCCUGACAAGUGGAGGACAGAAGAAGAAAUGGCAGCUGAAGCAGAAAUUCUGAAGAAGUAUUUCCAGGAAAAUUAGAGGUAACAAAGUGUUUGGAACACAUCCUAUGACACCAGAAAGUCCCCAGAAAGAAUCACCUCAUUCUCCAGUUCUCAGUGGCCCUGCAGCUGCAGCUCGACAAUUUUAUUAUGUUCUACAAAUAUGGGAUUCUUCCAUGAAAAAUUUUAUUGGACCUUUGGAUAUCAUCAAGGUUGAAUUCCAGCUAAGACAACUCAACAGCACUGGUUCAAAAUAUUGCUCUGAAUUGUAACUCAUAUUUUUCUGAAUUGUGUACUUGGGAAUGAAUCUUUUUAAAUUGUCCCUUGGCCUAAAUAGAAAUAAAGUACCAGGAAAUCUGGUA